Molecule: messenger RNA, 1074 nt
Organism: Neoarthrinium moseri
Lineage: Eukaryota; Fungi; Ascomycota; Sordariomycetes; Amphisphaeriales; Apiosporaceae
Exons: 2
Coding region: 1-1074 (357 amino acids)
Source: RefSeq, a predicted model, not a curated record
AUGACUGGUACUACCCACGCCGAAUUCAAUGACAAGACCGAGGCUCUCGAGGUUGCUCAGGCCCUUGCAGAGUCCGUUCGGGGCAAAACAAUCGUUGUCACAGGUGUCAAUCAAGGUGGCAUCGGGUUCACGACUGCCGAGGCGUUUGUAACCCAUCUCAUAGUGGCCAGUCGUACUCCAUUAAAGAUGCAAGAAAGCAUCAAUGCUCUCAAAUCCAAGUUCCCUGACGUGGACUAUCGUGCCCUGGAGAUCGACCUUUGCAGUCAGCAGUCUGUUCGCAAGGCGGCUGCCGAGCUUCUAUCCUGGGAAGAUGUUCCGGCAGUUGAUAUUCUUGUCAACAGCGCUGCUAUCAUGAACAUCCCCGAGCGAACCAUCAACGAUGACGGCAUUGAGAUACAGUUUGCCACGAACCAUAUUGGCCACUUCUUGUUCACCAAUCUAAUCUUGCCUAAGUUAAUUAAAGCUGCAAAUGCCAGUAGAGUAAAGGGGGCAACACGCGUGAUCAACGUGGCUUCUGCCUCCCCCACGAUGGCAACCAUGCGUUGGAGCGAUCUGAACUUUGAGAAGCUGAACAAGGACUUGCCUGCGUAUGAGCAGCCCAAUUACGAUAUGCUACGGCAUUGGGGGUUCAAGGACCCAGAAGAUCAGUCAUAUCUCCCGCUCGAGGGGUAUAACCAAAGCAAGAUAGCAAAUGUUCUCUUUGGAAUAGGACUCACCGAGAGGUUGUUCAGCAGAUACGGCAUCCUCGGCCUAGCGUUGCACCCUGGGGUAAUACAGACUGAGCUGGGUCGAUCUGCACCACCGCAUGUCAUGGCUGCAAUUAUGAACAUGGCAGAAGAAGGGACAUACACCUGGAAGAGUCAAGCGGCUGGAGCCUCAACCACUCUAGUUGCAGCACUCGACCCCAAGCUCGGUCCGCCCGAAAGCAGAGAAGGAAAGAAGGAGAAUUUUGGAGCAUUCCUGUGGGACUGCCAGAUCAGCGACCUGGCCCUCCCACCGGCAGUCUCAAGUGCUGAGGCCGACAAGAUGUGGAAGAUCUCGGAGGGUCUUGUGAAAGAGACAUUUGUGUGGUAG